GCACCUCCCUCAACAAAACCGAAGACUGCCUCAGCCUCAGCUCAUGACUCCUAAUUUACUCAUAAACUAAUGAGAUUUUCUAUCUCUUCCUCACUCACUCUCUCAUGACUCCUCUUUUCUUCUUUCUUUCUCCCUCUUUUCCUCAGUCCCCCUAAAGCGCAUACACACACACAGAUAUACAGUCUCGAUAAGGCUCUUCCACAAUUCUCUGCUCCGCUCUCUCUCCGUCUCAGAUUCCCUCUCGUCCGUUUCAGCUUCUCCAUAUGUUACUUGGGUCUUAUUGUCUUCUGAAGCUUGUAGCUUAUGGCUGGUCUGAAAUUGUAUGGAUAGAGAGGGGAAGAGAGAUGCAUGGUUAUGAGUGUUGAGUUUUUGCCUUUUGGAUUUGCGAAAAUCGCGCCAUGUUUUGCUUUCGUCGGAGCUUGAUAAUAGUUAAGGAAAAAUAGAAAAGAUUUUCCUUUUGGUUUUGCUCUUGAGGAUUUUGGAAGUGGGCAUGGUGGGCAAGGAAGAUGCGCCGUCCGGUGGUUCAAGGGCUCCUUGCCAAUCUUCCUCCUCCUCCCGGAAGAUGUUCUGGCGGUCGGCGUCGUGGUCGGCCUCGCGGUCUUCUCUGCACAACCCGGAGAACGAUGAGAAGGAACUCACAGAUCCGAACAAUGGCGGAAUUGGGAACGGCAAUGGUCAAAACCGUCGGUUCCCCGCCCCUUUGACCCCUCGCUCCCAGCAGAAUUGCAAGGGCAGGUCGUGUUUGCCGCCGUUGCAGCCGCUGUCGAUUGCUCGCCGCAGCUUGGACGAGUGGCCCAAAGCGAGUUCGGACGAUAUUGGGGAGUGGCCGCAGCCUCCUACGCCGAGCGGGAGAGGAUGUGGGGAGAGGCUCAAGCUUGAUCUAUCGUCGAUUCAGCGGAACCACCCGGAUAAGAAUGGCGGGCUUGUGAGGAGGGAUAAGAUUGCUUUCUUUGACAAAGAGUGCUCGAAAGUCGCGGAACACAUAUACCUUGGUGGGGAUGCUGUAGCGAGGGAUAGGGAGAUACUUAAGCAGAAUGGCAUCACGCACAUACUGAAUUGUGUUGGUUUUGUAUGUCCCGAGUACUUCAAGGCUGAUUUUGUGUAUAGAACUUUGUGGUUGCAAGAUAGUCCGUCUGAAGAUAUUACCAGCAUUUUGUAUGAUGUUUUUGACUAUUUUGAAGAUGUUAGGGAACAACGUGGGAGGGUUUUUGUUCACUGUUGCCAAGGGGUGUCCCGGUCCACAUCUUUGGUGAUUGCUUAUCUCAUGUGGAGAGAAGGGCAGAGUUUUGAUGAUGCAUUUCAGUAUGUGAAAGCGGCCAGAGGCAUAGCUGAUCCGAAUAUGGGGUUCGCUUGUCAGUUAUUGCAGUGUCAAAAGAGGGUCCACGCAUUCCCUCUCAGCCCGAGUUCUCUGUUGAGGAUGUACAGGCUUGCUCCCCACUCACCGUAUGAUCCGCUGCAUCUUGUUCCAAAAAUGUUGAAUGAUCCUUCGCCGGCUGCUCUGGAUUCUAGAGGCGCAUUUAUCGUUCAUAUCCCUUCAGCCAUAUAUGUUUGGAUUGGUAAGAGCUGUGAAGCAAUCAUGGAAAGGGAUGCAAGAGGGGCUGUUUGUCAGAUUGUUCGGUAUGAGAGAGUGCAAGGACCAAUAACAGUGUUCAAGGAAGGGGAUGAACCGGCUUGCUUUUGGGAUGCUUUUUCAAACCUUUUACCCUUGAUGGAUAAGUCUGGCAAUGGCAAAGAGGUUAGGGAAUCAAUAGUUAAGAUUUGCCCAGGUGAAAGGAAAGUGGAUUCCUAUAAUGUUGAUUUUGAGAUUUUCCAGAAAGCUAUUAUGGGUGGUUUUGUACCACCAUUUGCAUCGUCGGAGAAUGAGCAUGAAACUCACCUUCCUGCUAGAGAAAGCAGCUGGAGUGUGCUAAGGCGAAAGUUUGCCUCUGGCAAUAUGAAGGAUUUCGUCUAUGCGCCACGAAUAUCCCUCUCCAGAGUCUACUCUGAUUCUAUGAUGUUAGUGCAUUUAUCCAAGAAUUCAUCACCGCCUUUGUCAUCGUCAUCUUCGUUGUCAUCGGCGUCAUCAUCCUUUUCGUCUUCUCCUCCUUACCUCUCUCCGGAUUCCAUCUCUUCUGAACCAAGCACUAGUUCGAAGUAUUCAGAAUCUUCUUGUGAUUCCCCUUCUGCAGCUUCAGGUUCUUUUAUCUCUUCAGUGUCAUCUAGUUUUUCCAAUUUAUCUCUGCGCUCAUUGAAAUCUUUAUCUCAACCAACACCCGAAAGUCCAGAAACAGGCUGUGCCAGUUUUUCUUCUCAGUCAAAUUCAUUGUCAUUUAAAAAGCCCUUGCCUUCGCUUGCAGAGCGGAGAGGUAGCUUGUCAAAAUCUCUUAAGUUGCCAGUGUUGGCUGAUAAGAUGAGGAUCACCCCUGUCUUUUCAAGUUUUCCUGUCAAUCAAGGAGAAGGUCCCAACACAAGCAACAGUAGUUGCUUCUUAGCAGAUAAUAUUGACAAUGGCUUAAAGUCCAAGGAUGGUGUUGAAAAUGGGGGCAGGGAAUCAUCACUACAAUGCAAGAUAUUUCCUGCUAGGAAUACUAGUGUUAACACAAGCCAAGCUAAAGCUGCUUUUGUCAAACAUUGUGGUGACGCUUGGAGAGAAGGCCAAGAAUCCUCUGUCCCAAAUGGAUUAGAGGAAAGCGGUUCGUCAGGACGCGAUGUUACUUCUCAGUCAAAUUCAUUGCCCUUGCCUUCGCUUACUCCUGUAGUAUGUCGCUGGCCCAGUUUGGAAACGGUCACAAAAGUUGGGGUGAAUGACCUGGAUUCUAAAGCUGCUUUUGCUAUUUUGUCUCCAAAUACAGGUUUAGGCAAAAAUGAGGAGAGGAUUUUGUAUGUUUGGAUAGGAAGAGCUGCUGACCGUGGUAAAUGUCAGAUUCGGUUAGAUAGUGGCAAAGAGUUAGAUGUUCUAGAAGAGCUUGACUGGAAUCAAGUUGGUUCCGAUGUGCUUACCCAAUUGGGUCUUCCGGAAAACACUACCAUUAAGAUUGUCAGAGAAGAUGAAGAACCGGCAGAAUUCCUUGCAUUACUGAAUCUGUUAUAGCGCUUAUGUAGUUGAGGAGACAUUCUGUGACCCAGGAGCUUAGACCAAUUUUUCUUCUUCAACUGGCUUAAUUUUGACCUGUGAUUUGUUUCAGGCAUCAAUAUUAACUUUCAUAGUUAGAACCAGUAAGGAGGCUGCUUUCCAAGUGCGUUGUGGCUAGUCAACUGGUUGUACAGUGCUGUAAAACUCUAACUGACGUCGUUGUCCUCUAGACUGAAUUUGUAUAUUCACUGAUACUAGAAUUAAAUCUUUAGUUUCUUUUUCCGGCAAAGCACAGAUUAAUUGGAUACUUACUAAAUGUUAGUCUCAACUUUCUCAUCAACACACGCGAUACUCUUUCUUCUCUUUAUCAUAUUCUAUAUGCCCGUUUGAUUGAUGAU
Messenger RNA from Morus notabilis, 3450 nucleotides. Its product is annotated as protein-tyrosine-phosphatase MKP1. Gene Ontology annotation, biological process: protein dephosphorylation. The coding region runs from base 491 to 3070 and encodes 859 amino acids. The record is from RefSeq and is a predicted model, not a curated record. The transcript is spliced from 4 exons. Gene Ontology annotation, molecular function: protein tyrosine/serine/threonine phosphatase activity. Lineage: Eukaryota; Viridiplantae; Streptophyta; Magnoliopsida; Rosales; Moraceae.